This is a messenger RNA of Mauremys reevesii (Reeves's turtle), 1682 nucleotides long. RefSeq names its product myeloid associated differentiation marker like 2 (gene MYADML2). The transcript has a single exon. NCBI's taxonomy places the organism in Eukaryota, Metazoa, Chordata, Testudines, Geoemydidae. The coding region runs from base 333 to 1241 and encodes 302 amino acids. Gene Ontology annotation, cellular component: membrane. The record is from RefSeq and is a predicted model, not a curated record.
CAGCUGCAGAGCUAAAACGGAAUAAAAUGUCAACCACCCAGGAGAAAGUGAUCAUGCUAGAGACUGAAAGAAGAGACAGUGAAAAGGCAGAAUAAGAGACAAUCUUCACAGAUCCUGCCUGGUACUGCUGGGUUAACUGAUCUUCAUAGCUCUUUGAUACCUGCAACCUGAAAACAGAACCAGUCAAUAAUCUUACUACAGAAAAUGAAGCUAUUCUGAGAGGUUGCCAGAAAUGCACGCUCAGCGAAGAUUCUGGUGGAGGGAUAGAGAACGGAGCUAACCUGAAAGGAAGCUUUGCGGUCUCCAACUGCCUUGUUACCUGCUCUGAUCAGAUGAUGGAGAGCUCAGGAGGGCCGUAUCUGAACACAGCAGCAGUGGCAUCCCCGGUGGGAGUAGCCCGUUUGCUGCAGGUGGCAUUUGGAUGUACUACAUUCAGCCUGGUGGCCCAUCAGGGGGGAUUCAGUGCAGCCUAUGGCACCUUCUGCAUGUUCGUCUGGUGUUUCUGUUUUGCUGUCACCAUCUUUAUAAUAACCUGUGAGUUCACUCGUCUCCACAGCUGCCUGAGCAUCUCCUGGGGAAAUUUCACAGCUGCCUUUGCCAUGCUGGCCACACUCAUGUCCAUCACUGCGGCUGUGAUCUACCCGCUCUAUUUUGCCCAGUUUGGCUGUUAUUCCAUCAGUUGCAAGGUGAGAGAUUUCCGCAUAGCAGCCAGUGUCUUUGCAGGGCUCCUGUUCAUUGCUUAUGCUGUGGAGGUGUUUCUAACCAGAGCCAAGCCAGGACAGGUGACCAGCUACAUGGCCACAGUAUCUGGUCUCUUGAAAAUUGUCCAGGCCUUCGUGGCCUGCAUCAUAUUUGGGGCACUGGUAAAUGACAGUCAGUACAGCAAUUAUGUGGCUACACAAUGGUGUGUGGCUGUCUAUAGCUUCUGCUUUGUGGUGACAGUGGUGGUAGUGGCCUUCAAUGUCACAGGAAGGACAGCAAUGCUGUGGUGCCCCUUUGAGCGCUUCGUGGUCAUUUACACAUUCAUGGCCAUCCUCAUGUAUGUGAGUGCAGCAGUGAUCUGGCCGGUGUUCUGCUUUGAUAGUAAGUAUGGGUCCCCACGGCGCCCCUACCAGUGCUCUCAGGGCAAAUGCCCCUGGGACAGCCAACUGGUGAUUGCUAUAUUUACUUAUGUGAACCUGGUGCUUUACAUUGUGGACUUGGCAUACUCCCAACGCAUCCGCUUUGUCUCACAUCCUUAAAUUCCAAUGCUGCCCCUGCAAAGCCAUAGGGCUCAAGCAACAACAGAGUUGGGAAUCAGUUGGAGACAGGGGUCAUAAAAAGUAGCUGCUGAGCCAGACACACCAAUAAAUGAAACAAACUUCAAGGUUAAUACUAGACUAGUAAAUGAACAAUCUGUAAUGGGUGGGCAGCAGAUGAGUCGGGAAAGAAGACAACAACCUUUCUUACCCCUCAACAUUUGCUUCAUCCCUUCUGUAUAAGGGAAAGGAAUAGCACAGCAAACUGGAUAGUAUCCUUGCAUCUCCACCAAACAUGAACAUCUGCUGCAAGAGUGGCUCUGUAUGCCACUGGAUUAUCAGGCCAAAUAUUAAGCAGGGAUCAGUGAGGUCUUGGGACUGCUACCAACACUGAACUCUAACCUAGAAGUGACUGUAUCCAGGGAAGACUGAGGAGUUCAGAGA